GGGGCCCAACGAGGCGCUGGUGGUGUCAGGUGGCUGCUGUGGCGCUGAUGAGAAGCACUGUUUGUAUGGAGGCUGGGCUUGGGCUUGGUGGUGCAUUACUGACACCCAAAGGAUUUCCCUAGAAAUAAUGACGUUACAGCCCAGGUAUGAGGACAUAGAGACGGCAGGGGGGGUAGCUAUAACUGUCACAGGUGUGGCACAGGUGAAGAUAAUGACUGAGAAGGAGCUCCUGGCUGUGACCUGUGAGCAGUUCUUGGGGAAGAACGUGCAGGAUGUGAAGAACGUGGUCCUUCAGACGCUGGAGGGACACCUGCACUUCAUCCUAGGGACCCUGACGGUGGAGCAGAUCUACCAAGACAGGGACCAGUUUGCCAAGCUGGUGCAGGAGGUGGCAGCCCCUGACAUGGGUCACGUGGGGAUCGAGAUCCUGAGCUUCACCAUCAAGGAUGUCUGUGAUAAAGUGGAUUACCUGAGCUACCUGGGGAAGACUCAGAUUGCAGCUCUCCAAAGGGAUGCAGACAUUGGAGUGGCAGAGGCUGAGUGGGAUGCUGGCAUUUGGGAGGCAGAGUGCAAGAAAGAAAUGCUGGAUGUCAAGUUCAUGGCAGACACCAAAAUAGCAGAUUCCAAACAGGCUUUUGAAUUGCAGGAAGCUGCCUUCACUGAGGAGGUCAACAUUGAGCCUGCUGAGGCCCAGCUGGCCUAUGAGCUGCAGAGCGCCCAGAAGAUCCGUCAGGAGGAAAUCGAAAUGAAGAUGGUGCAGUGCAAGGAGCAGAUCGAUGUGGAGGAGAAGGAGGUGAUCCGGAUGGAGAAGGAGCUGAUGGCCACUGAGGCAGCCGGCCCAGGCCGAGGCCUAUCGCACUCAGCAGAUUACCGAGGGAGAGAAGGUGAAGCAAAUCCUCCUUGCUCAGGCGGAGGCAGAAAAGAUCUGCAAGAUCAGAGAAGCGGAGACUUUUGUGAUCGAGGUCAUCGGGAUGGCGGAGGCUGAGGGGCUGAAGCUGAAAGCAGAAGCACUCCAGCAGUAUGGAGAGGCUGCCAGGCUGGCUCUAGUGCUGGAUGCACUGCCUGA
Empidonax traillii (willow flycatcher) is the source of this 1066-nucleotide messenger RNA. It is a transcript of the gene FLOT2, whose product is annotated as flotillin 2. Gene Ontology annotation, biological process: regulation of myoblast differentiation; protein localization to plasma membrane. Gene Ontology annotation, cellular component: plasma membrane. The transcript is spliced from 9 exons. Lineage: Eukaryota; Metazoa; Chordata; Aves; Passeriformes; Tyrannidae. Bases 128 to 985 code for a protein of 285 amino acids. The record is from RefSeq and is a predicted model, not a curated record.